Molecule: messenger RNA, 6438 nt
Organism: Carassius carassius (crucian carp)
Lineage: Eukaryota; Metazoa; Chordata; Actinopteri; Cypriniformes; Cyprinidae
Gene: shank2b
Product: SH3 and multiple ankyrin repeat domains 2b
Exons: 23
Coding region: 16-5517 (1833 amino acids)
Cellular component (GO): postsynaptic density; dendritic spine; postsynaptic membrane
Molecular function (GO): ionotropic glutamate receptor binding; synaptic receptor adaptor activity
Source: RefSeq, a predicted model, not a curated record
GCCGCAGUGUUGAUCAUGCCACGGAGCCCCAUGUCUAGCGAGGAGGAAAUGGCUCAGAGUUUCUCGGACUCGGUCAGUUCGGAAUCAGACAGCUCCCGAGAUGAGCCUCCCAGGCUGGAUCGACCUACCAGCGGCCGACUGGACGACAGCCUGCGAGACACAAUGCUCAUCUGUGUGGUCAUCCCUGACCUGCAGCAGUCUAAAUCCAUGAGGUUCAGUCCUGAUGCCACAGUAUGGGUUGCUAAGCAGCAGAUCCUGUGUACACUCACACAGAGUCUGAGGGAUGUGCUCAACUAUGGGCUCUUCCAGCCAGCGGUGGACGGGAGGGAGAGUGGUUUCCUGGAGGAAGAACGGCCCCUGCGAGACUAUCCGCUAUCCAGCAAUAAAGGCGUUCCAACCCUUGAAUUCCGCUACAAGAGCAGAGUGUACCAGCAGCCAAACGUCAACGAAAAGCAAAUUGAAAAACUCCACACACAGGUCAACCUGAGGAAACUUAUGGAGUAUAUCCAGCAUCAUCAGGUGGACAAAGUCUCCAAGAUGUUGGAAAGAGGGUUGGACCCCAACUAUCAUGACCCUGAAACUGGUGAGACACCACUGACCCUUGCGGCCCACCUGGACAAUAUGGUGGAGAUUAUAGUUACAUUGAAAAGCGGCGGCGCUCAUUUAGAUUUCCGCUCUCGGGAUGGGAUGACUGCCCUGCACAAAGCAGCCAGGGCGAAAAACCAGAUAGCUCUUAAGACUAUAUUGGAUUUGGGAGCGUCUCCAGACUAUAAGGACCGGCAGGGUUUGACUCCACUCUACCACACAGUGACUGUAGGGGGAGACCCGAGCUGCUGCGAGGUCCUUCUGCGAGCCCAUGCCAGCGUGGGAUGCCACGAUGAGAACGGCUGGCACGAGAUCCACCAGGCUUGUCGAUAUGGCCACAUCCAGCACCUGGAGCAUCUCUUGUUCUACGGAGCUGACAUGCAUGUGGAAAAUGCAUCGGGGAAUACGGCUCUCCAUAUCUGCGCUCUGUACAAACAGGAAAAGUGUGCCAGGGUUCUUCUGGUUCGAGGAGCCAGCAAAGACGUCAAAAACUACCGAGGACAAACGCCUUUUCAGGUGGCAAUAAUUGCUGGAAAUUUUGAGCUUGCAGAAUUCAUAAAGAAUCACAAAGAAUCUGAUAUUGUGCCUUUUCGGGAGGCACCGACAGGCACGGGUCGGAGCAGGCUGCUGCAGCAAACGCCGCCGCAGCACCAGGGUAGGAACACUCUUGCCGCCCCACGCAUGCUGCUCCGCUCCAACAGCGACAACAACCUGAACGUCAACAAGCUACCGCUGGACCGUUCUCGCUCGCCCUCUCCUACCGCCUCCCCCCUGCGCAGCCUCUCGCCCCGCCACCCCCAGCAGAUGCAGAACAGCCCCAAUGGCACGGUGAAGACCAUGGCCCUGGGGGGACGCUCCGCCCGAAGCCGUUCCCCUUCCCUGGGCCGACUGGGGGAGGGAGAAACCCGGAGACAGACCCCUCAGCGCCACAGCAGUCCCCGUGCCAACAGGGAUGCGUACUCUGGCAUGGACACUCCAGGGUCCAAACGCAAGCUUUACAGUGCUGUGCCAGGACGACACUAUGUGGUGGUCAAGUCUUACCAACCGCAGGGCGAGGGAGAAAUCGCUUUGUAUAAGAAUGACAGGGUCAAAGUUCUCAGUAUUGGAGAAGGAGGAUUCUGGGAAGGCAGUGCCCGAGGGAAUGUAGGCUGGUUCCCAGCAGAAUGCGUGGAAGAGAUCCCAAGCAAACCCAACGAGGACAGGCCCUAUGCCCGGGCAGACCGAUCGGAGAGAAGGAAGCUCUUUCGACACUACACUGUGGGAUCUUAUGACAGUUUUGAUGCAUCAAGCGACUGCGUUAUCAACGAAAAGACGGUCGUGCUGCAGAAGAAGGAUAACGAGGGAUUCGGGUUCGUGUUGAGAGGGGCGAAAGCGGAUACUCCCAUUGAGGAGUUCACUCCGACCCCGGCGUUCCCUGCUUUGCAGUAUCUGGAGUCUGUGGAUGAGGGAGGGGUGGCAUGGAAAGCUGGCUUGAGGACUGGAGAUUUCCUCAUUGAGGUGAACCAGGACAAUGUCGUCAAAGUGGGCCACAAACAAGUGGUCAACAUGAUCCGUCACGGUGGCAACCACUUAAUUAUCAAAGUGGUGACGGUCAGUCGAAAUCUAGAUCCUGAUGACACGGCUCGAAAGAAAGCGCCACCACCACCACGGAGGGCUCCCUCCACAGCCUUGUCCAUGCGUUCAAAAUCUAUGACCUCAGAGCUUGAAGACCUAGGUAAGCACACCACUUUGAGGAAAAAGAAGGAUGAUCAGCUUUCAGAUAAUGAGGGUCUGAAGAAGAGGAUUGUAUUUCAAGUCACACUAAAUAAAGUGGAUGAGGUCAUGCCCCCCCAGAAACCCAUGUGGGACAACUCAAAUGCAGAUGUGAGGGUGGCAGCAGUCAAACCACGUCCGAAUAGCAAGUGUUUUGCUGUCAGCCCUGAAAUGAAUUCUCUCUGCAAUAGUCAGGAUACAGCAGUAGACUCACCACAGCAGCCAGGGAGUCCUAGAGGCCCCUUCCUGGGUUUACCAAAGGGAACCAUAAGGCGACAAACAUCUAUAGGAGUAACCGAAGAAGAGAAGCAGUUCCUUACUCCUCCAAUGUUAAAAUUUACAAGAAGCCUUUCAAUGCCUGACACAUCAGAGGAUAUUCCACCACCACCAGCCAUCUCCCCUCCAUCUCCACCUCAUAAUAAUGCUCCUGUCCCAGCUGGUCGAGGAUAUGGCACCAUCAGACCAGGCUUUACUUCACAGAGUCCUAAUGCAAACAGUACAGCCCCAGACAGAGGUGAAGGUACUGGGUGGAGAGAUCAGGGCAUGUAUUACAGAGACAAUCCCGAACAGCACGAUUCAGAGGGGUACAAUCACAGCCCAACGGCCCAACAGAGUCUUCAUAUGCGCCGUGCCCAAAUUCCUGAAAACCCUUACUCGGAUGUGGGCAAGAUGGGUCAAGCUGGACUGUUUGUGCCCAACAAGCCUGCCAGAAGGAAGGGAAUGCUUGUCAAGCAGCCCAACGUAGAAGACAGUCCUGAGAAAACCUGCUCCAUCCCGAUUCCGACCAUAAUAAUUAAAGAGCCCUCCACCAGCAGCAGCGGUAAGAGCAGUCAAGGGAGCAGCAUGGAAAUUGAGACGAACACACCGGAUCACCCAGGACAACUACGCCCUGAAGAUGGCUUAAAUUCAGGCAGUCCCUUUGCAGCUGCCAUUGCCGGUGCAGUUAGAGACAGGGAGAAGAGGCUUGAUGCUCAUCGCAACUCCCCAUCUUUUAAGUCAACAGAUGCAGGUGAUGAGGAUGUGGUGCCUAGACCAGCCCCACGUCUCCGACACUCCAAGUCUAUUGAUGAGGGCAUGUUUAGCAGCGAUGAGCGGCUGCGUAGGCUCAUGGCACCUCCCUCAUCACUACUUAGCAUCCCUAGAGGUGGUGGUAAUGUGACGGACUUCAACAGCCCUGAGCCCACCAUGGUAAGGGAACUGUUGAACACCCGUACAGGACACAGCCCGAUCAGUCUGCCUGCUCAUAAGACCUACAGCUCAGGAAGUGGGAAUUACGUUCACCCAGUAACAGGCAAGCCACUAGACCCGAAUUCACCCUUAGCUUUAGCAUUAGCUGCCAGAGACCGAGCCAUGAGGGAGCAAUCACAGCCUCUUCCUCUAAAGAGUGACCCAUCCAAACUUGAUCUCAAUAAACCGCUUUUUAUCGACACCAAGCUUAGACCAAAUGUGGAGGUUGGCUUCUCAAGUACCGCUACAAUGGGUCGUCCCCGGGGGGGCCUGCGGAGGCAGAUGACGGAAUCCAAAUAUGAGACUGAAUCCAAGUAUCAGCUCGAUCUGGGCAAGCCUGAGAAGAGGCCUGAGGAGAAGAAGAACAUGCUGAUUGACAUUGUGGACACUUCUCAGCAGAAGUCAGCUGGUCUGCUGAUGGUACACACCACAGAUGGGGCAAAAUCGGAAGAUAACAGCUUGUCAGAGGGCGACAAGGACGAGGCAGUGAGUCCCGACAGCACCCCUGGGGAGCUUCGCGACCCCAACCAGCCAGCUUCCACCAACCCCCCAGCUCCCAAGGCGCUAUCAGCUGCUCCACAUGGCAAGACCAUCAUAACUGUUAGCUCAGUGGAUGAGCCCGUCAAGUUGCCCUUCGGUAUCCCUCCGCCGCCCUUGGCUUCUAUCGACAUCGAUGAAGAGUUUGUGUUUGCUGAACCCCUACCACCCCCACUGGAGUUUGCCAACAGUUUUGACAUUCCUGAAGACCAGGCAGGGACUUUAGCUGAACUACUUAAACAGAAAACAAAUGGUACAAAAGGGCCUUCUCUUGCUCCCUAUUUUCCCCUGUUAGGUGGUGGGAAUUCCGAAAUCAAGAGACCAACCGUCCUCACAAACUGCACACCCCCCAGCUUCCCUCCAGGGCCCCUAGAGCCCUAUGAACAGAUCACUGACUCUGGCAUUGAGGUAGACAGCCGAAGCAGUGGUGACCCCCAACUGGAGACUACCAGCACCAUCUCUACUGUGUCCAGCAUCUCCACCUUGUCUUCUGAAGGAGGCGAGACUCUGGACACAUGCACCGUCUAUGCAGAUGGACAAGCCUUUCUGGUGGACAGGUCUCAGAUCCUUUCCAAACCAAAACCCAAACCUGCCAUCAAGAGCAAUGCACUUUACAAGGAUGCUUUGCCUGAGGAGAACGUGAGCUCUUUCAGAAUGCCCUCCUCUGUCCCACCUCUGCCCCCUGUAUCAAUUCCACCAGAACCAUUGAAAACCCCAACGCAACGAACCUCAAAGCUGUGGGGGGACCCUCCGGAGAUGAAAGGACCCCAUGGCCCUGAAGCCAAUUCAGUUCUGCAGCAUGUGAACAAGGACAAAGCACCAAAGCCAGGGGAAGCAUUAGACUCUCCAACCGGAUCCAGGACUCACUUCGGAACGAGAAAUCAGGAUGGUGUAUCCCUCAUCUCAGGUACACAGCAGAACAACACCGUUACCUUCACUGCCCAGCCUGGCCCGAACGUGCCUGCCCCGUCACCGUGCCGACAGGCCGAGAGCCUGCCUCCCCACCACCACACCCAAAGCCCCAUCAUGUCCCCGCCGGACUCUGGCCUAAGCUGUGCCUCUUCUCUUCCGACCUCGGUUACUUCCCCCACCAUGACGGACGUAUUUGGUCUGCCCACACCGCCUCUCAGCCUGGGCACGGGGCGUAGCCGUUCCCCUUCCCCGCUCACCCUUAUCCAGGCCACAUCAAACAAGCCCUUUGCCACCAAACCCGUCCUCAUGUGGAGCAAGCAGGACGUGGCUGACUGGCUCGAGAGCCUGAACCUGGGUGAGCACAGGGAUGCCUUUAUGGACAAUGAUAUCGAGGGCAGCCAUUUGCCCAACCUGCAAAAGGAGGAUCUGAUCGACUUGGGUGUGACUCGUGUGGGUCACAGAAUGAACAUCGAGCGGGCGCUAAAAGUCCUCUUGGACAGAUGAGACUGGGCAGACGUCCUCAACCAGGACUCCGCGCAUCUUGUUCAUAAGCUCCUUUUUCCCUCUUCCCUUAUUUCAGUUCACUAAUUUGAACAGUUUGUUGUCCUAUCAUGCUUUCGGUGGAAUUGAGGAACUCUCACAUCCUGAAGAAACUCAAGCAUUCAAAAUAUCCGCAUAAGCACAAGCGGUUCCCUGCGUUUCUGUUCCAAGAGCUCUGGCACCAGAGAGGACAUUGAAGCCAACACACUGUAUGGAAACUACAAACAUGAGCUGACUGUCCUUUGGCUUUUAAGGACUUUGGCCUCCUUUGAAUGCACUGAAACCAGCAGAGCUGGGGAUCAAUUUUCUAUAUUUGCUAAGACAAUUCUACAGAGAAUAUUUCUUCAGGAAAAAAGGGAACCUUUGUCUAUGUAUCAGCUGCCUAUGAAAUAAAUAUCUUGCUUUUUUCCCCUCCUACACCUUUGACCAAGAGGUACACGAAUGUAGAAGAUGUGAUCCGUGGGCAUUUGAUGUCCCUCAGUUCAUUCGCUGACAGUCCUAGAAGGGCCAUGGUCACUUGAAAACACAGAGGUCAAAUGUCCCUACAUGCCAACAAACGUAACCGUAGCAAGCAACAGGUCUCUCCACCAUCUUGAAUCUUCGAGUCUUGUAAUACACUAACUUUGGAUGUUUGUCUGAAUGAUCAACAAUUCUCUUGGGUCUUUGAAUUGUGGUUUACUAUUAGGUGUCUUCCAUAUGGUAAGGAGGUCUACGGCAUUCCCACCAACAUUUUAAUUUGUAACUUUAGUCGAUACUAGUCUGCAUUGUUGCUAGUCAAUAUUAAUUUCCAGCGGGUUUGAUUUGGAAUUAUGGGUUUUCACAGGAACACAUAAGAUCUGAAAUACUGAGGUUUAGUUUCAUGGGUGAAUGGAAAAUAAUUGAAUU